AUGGCAAACCCCUUCAGCUGGACACCGAGCCGGAACCAGGACAUGUCCUUUGAGGACGGUCUAGCUCUUAUCGACGCCUUUUAUGAAGGCCCCGACCGCGAUGCUGUACCUGGAACUACGAUGCCGCCACCGACCUCACCACCAGUUGCCGAUUCCGCCCAAACGGUCGGGCGUGACCAAGUCACUGAUGACGCCAGGACUGCCAUCGCCAUCGCUCAGCUACCUGAUUCUCCCAUUGACCGCCAUAAUACCAACAAGCGUGCAAUCCUGCCAUCCUCUCCGCCUGAGCAAGAUCAUCCCCAAUGGCAGCCGCACUGGACUAUCGGAUUGCCUCCGUCUUUCACCAGCCCGCCUAAUGUCACCAUCGCACCGCCUCCUUCACCAGCAACCGGCCUCGUACCCACCAUCCAGUCAGCUUCCUUUCCCGUUGCAUCACAUAUCAAGUCCAGUGCAUCGCCGCAGCUUUCAAGAGUCACUCCGCCAAACACAUUCGCACGGGAAGACGACUCACCCACGGUAACUACAUCCAAGGCUGGCUCGUCCUCCCUCGCCACUUCCAAGAACACCUCGCCCGACCUCUCCACCCCGAAGAUCGAUUCGCCCAUCCUGACCGCGACACCCAUCUCGAUCAACGCCCCCGCGUUUCGAAAAACUCCCAUACCUCUCCCCACAUCAUUCACGGUGACUAAGCCUCAGACCCCAAUCCUUUCAGCUGCUGCCCGCACAUCAUCCGUCGCGAAAGAGAAUAAGCCGCCGAGUAGCAAGGCCCUGAAGAAAAAGGCAACGGAUAGUCCAAACAGCGCGUCGACUGCCUCGCGCUCGGUCAAGAAGCAGCGCUGCGUACGUUGUGUCAAGCAGCACGGUGCGUGCGACCUCGACACAAAACACCCGUGCACCCGCUGCGCGAAGGCAAACGUGGCACCGGAGGAGUGCGUGCCGAGGGAUUACACUGCCAAGCGGCGCCCCUCACAGCCUGUCGUAGGUACAAAAGCGGUGCAGGGAACGGAAUGA
This is a messenger RNA of Diplodia corticola, 1011 nucleotides long. RefSeq names its product mucin-2-like. Bases 1 to 1011 code for a protein of 336 amino acids. NCBI's taxonomy places the organism in Eukaryota, Fungi, Ascomycota, Dothideomycetes, Botryosphaeriales, Botryosphaeriaceae. The transcript has a single exon. The record is from RefSeq and is a predicted model, not a curated record.